AGCGUCCGGAAGCAUGGCCGCUGACCCCCGAUUUAUGUUGCACCUUGUUAUACCCAGGACCUCUACCUUGGCAAUCUAUACACACAGAUGAUACCUAUAGCACGGUAUAUUAUUACGCUCUCUAAUGGUGUUCACAUCUGCGAACAAUUUGCCCUAAGCCCCGAAACAAACAGAUCACCGUGAUGAAGGGGUACACGAACCCUUUUGAUAGAGAAAGAACAUGAGAGCACCUUCCUUCUCUUGCGCCAAUCUAAGCUACACCAUUCAUCACAUUCCUGAGACCAUCCUUAGGUACACUCUACUCAUCACCGUUUCAUUUACCUAUCAUUUGCUGCACGGCAUUACACUCGCUUGAAUAUCAACUCUAUCCUUAUACACCUAUAAUCAUCACACUCCAUCCACCAGACGUCAGCGAUCCUCAUUUUUAAUCAUGCCUCCUAGAAGAUCCUACAAAAAGAGAUAUGAAACAGACCAGACCGAUCGUCCAAGAGCGCCUAUCGAGAAUAUGACCAUGGCUGAUGCGGGACGUGAACUACAGCGACUUACCAGAAACAUAAUGCUCGCUAAACGAAAUAUAAAGCGUUGGGAAUCCGAGCAUGAGGAACUUAUCGCCCGUUUCUAUAAUUCCAAGGGAAAGAUAAUUGUGCCACCAGGAGUGGCUGAAAAGGCCAAUGUGAUAGCUCAUCAUGGCGAGAGUAGUGGUGAAAACUCUACGUUCGAGGGUGGUACAAAUAAGCCUGAGCAGACUCCUCCGAUUUCCGAGAGUGGCGAGGUCUUGGGAGAGGGUAAAAUGGACGUGGAUGAGGACGCACAAUGUGAGAAAGCCAAAGUUAUCGUUGGCAAUGCUGAUGGUCGCUUACAGGAGGUAGCUACGACUGCUACCGCCGGUUGCGACGAUCAGCUUCUUCCGGAUUCUGGGGACGUUGGGUGUUUGGACGACUUGAUGGACUUGUCGGAUGAACCGAAGGGAGUGGAGGAUUGCUUAGGUAGUGCCCUUGGAUCGCUCAAAAUCAAUGUUUAGGUUGCUGGUUAGGUCCACUGGUUUGAUAUGGAUUGUUGUUGUUGG
This is a messenger RNA of Aspergillus costaricaensis CBS 115574, 1066 nucleotides long. RefSeq lists its product as uncharacterized. NCBI's taxonomy places the organism in Eukaryota, Fungi, Ascomycota, Eurotiomycetes, Eurotiales, Aspergillaceae. The transcript is spliced from 3 exons. The record is from RefSeq and is a predicted model, not a curated record. The coding region runs from base 431 to 1021 and encodes 196 amino acids.